Naumovozyma castellii is the source of this 693-nucleotide messenger RNA. It is a transcript of the gene SEC14, whose product is annotated as phosphatidylinositol/phosphatidylcholine transfer protein SEC14. The record is from RefSeq and is a predicted model, not a curated record. Lineage: Eukaryota; Fungi; Ascomycota; Saccharomycetes; Saccharomycetales; Saccharomycetaceae. The coding region runs from base 1 to 693 and encodes 230 amino acids. The transcript has a single exon.
AUGUUUGAAAAUUGUGAAAAAUGGAGAAAGGACUUUGGUUGUGCUACUAUUUUAGAAGAUUUCCAUUAUGAUGAAAAGCCAUUAGUGGCUAAGUUUUACCCACAAUACUAUCACAAGAUGGAUAAGGAUGGUCGUCCUGUGUAUUUUGAAGAAUUGGGUGCUGUCAACUUAACUGAAAUGCAUAAGAUCACUACUGAAGAACGUAUGUUGAAGAAUUUGGUUUGGGAAUAUGAAUCUGUCGUUAGAUUUAGAUUACCUGCCUGUUCAAGGGCUGCCGGUACUUUGAUUGAAACUUCUUGUACUGUCAUGGAUUUAAAGGGCAUCUCAAUCUCAAGUGCUUACAGUGUUCUAGGUUACGUUAGAGAGGCUUCCUUUAUCAGUCAAAACUACUACCCAGAACGUAUGGGUAAAUUCUACUUAAUCAAUGCACCAUUUGGGUUCUCUACUGCUUUCAGACUAUUUAAGCCAUUUUUAGACCCUGUCACUGUCUCAAAGAUUUUCAUUUUAGGUUCUUCAUACCAAAAGGACUUGUUGAAACAAAUCCCAGCUGAAAACUUGCCUGUCAAGUUUGGUGGUAAAUCUGUGGUAGAUGAAGCCACUGGUGGCUUAUAUUUAUCAGAUAUUGGUCCAUGGAGGGAUCCUAAAUUUAUUGGUCCAGAAGGAGAAGCACCUGAAAUGUUUUCUAUGAAAUAA